AUGCUGGAUGAACGAACAGCCCAUUUUGGAAGGACUGGCCGGAUAUCAGCUGAUGCCUUUAGUAGAAGUUUCUUGGAGUGGAGUGCUGUAAAGUUUGAGGUGGACAGGAUGUGCAAGGAGCCAUGCUUUAGCUGCCCUGCCUGCACUCCAGACAUGCUUGCCGUCUCAGUUGAUGGAAACCGUAAGCUUUAUCGCUUUCAAUCUAAUGCAAGCACUUCAGAGCAGGGGAACUUUGAAGGUGUCUUCAUUGAAAAAGAUGAGGAUGUUGCUGAGUUUGUGAAAUACAUCCAGAGACACACAAAUCAUAUCAAAUGGGGAGGUGCGUUUCAGGAUGGGGCCGGUUCAACAGUUGGAGAAGAGGUGGAAAAAGUAAACAGUUUCCUGUCUAGGGCGGCCAUCACAACGAAGUACAUGUCUAAAGCAGGGCGAACAGACAUGCUGACCCUCCUGGCUUUGGGUUGGAACAAAAGGAAAGUGGAACAACUGGGCCGCACUUUGAACCAGAGAUAUCUCAAGAUCAUAAGGAUCCUUAGAGAACAAGUGGAGAGCCUGAAUGCGACCAAAAAUGAGCUGGGUGUGGAUGACGAAACACUGCAGCAAUGGGUGGACGAUGUGCAGAAAUGGGCUGAAGAAACUGAUCAAACUGAUGGCAGCCUUGGAGCGUUGCAGGCACGAAUAGAGGAGCUUGUCGUCAUCAUCAGAGUGCGAACACAAAGUCUUUACAGACAAAAUGAUAGCAACAAGAGGCGACACAGAAUUCGCAAGGUCAUCUUAGAUGAGAAGAAACGCUUGGCGGCUGCUGUUGACGACUACAACAAGCUUGCUGAACCAACAAAGCAAAUCGUAUCCAGUGAUGCCCUCAUCCAGACCGACAUUUGGCUCUGGCAGAGCACAAGUGAACCUGCUGCAGACCUCCAGACAAAGAGAAAGGUCUUUGAUAAGGUGAUGGCUGUGAGGCGCCUGAGAGAGGAGGAGAUGAUCCUUUGCAGGGAGAUGCGGCAUCACCGGACAGUGUUGCGAAUGCGAUCUGUGGUGUUGGGGACAAUCUCCUCAGGCUCCUCCCUUGUUGGCAUGUCGGAGGAUGCACAGAAGGGACUCCAUAGCCUGGUUUUAAAAAAACAAAGUGAACUGAAAGCUGAAAUGCUCAAAGUAAAGGACAUGUACAAGAGAAUCCUCAGCCACCAACCACUCCUGGAAAUGGACUCGGAGGAGGAGGAGGAGGAGGAGGACAUUCCAGACGAUGCCACUGAGAGUGAUUUAAGCACUUCUGAUGAAGACUGA
Messenger RNA from Pelmatolapia mariae (spotted tilapia), 1281 nucleotides. RefSeq lists its product as uncharacterized. Bases 1 to 1281 code for a protein of 426 amino acids. Lineage: Eukaryota; Metazoa; Chordata; Actinopteri; Cichliformes; Cichlidae. The transcript has 10 exons. The record is from RefSeq and is a predicted model, not a curated record.